Messenger RNA from Brassica oleracea var. oleracea, 784 nucleotides. Its product is annotated as ferredoxin, root R-B1. Lineage: Eukaryota; Viridiplantae; Streptophyta; Magnoliopsida; Brassicales; Brassicaceae. Gene Ontology annotation, molecular function: electron transfer activity; 2 iron, 2 sulfur cluster binding. The transcript is spliced from 2 exons. Gene Ontology annotation, cellular component: plastid. Gene Ontology annotation, biological process: electron transport chain. The coding region runs from base 135 to 593 and encodes 152 amino acids. The record is from RefSeq and is a predicted model, not a curated record.
UGGGCCGUCACGGCCUUCGAAAAGCCGCACUUCCCGACUCUUCCGUUUUAUAAAUCAUUCACCUCUCCACCAACCCCUCUCGUAGUUUCCGCCUCCUACUCCUCCUCCUUCCUUCUCUCUGUGUGCUUAAUAAAAUGGCAACCGUUCAAGUUUCUACCACUAGCAUGACUUGUAAGGCGGUUCUUAGAAGCCAGCCCACCAACAGGCCCAUCACUAACAAACUCUCCCUUGGAUCAGUCAACAAAGUCUCGAGAUCCUUUGGCUUGAAAUGCUCAGCCAACUCUGGUGCCACCAUGUCAGCAGUGUACAAGGUCAAGCUCAUCGGACCCGAUGGCCAAGCAAACGAGUUUGAGGUCCCAGACGACCAGUACAUAUUGGAUGCAGCUGAAGAAGCUGGAGUUGACUUGCCUUACUCUUGCAGAGCCGGUGCCUGUUCCACCUGCGCCGGUAAGAUCGAGAAAGGUCAAGUUGACCAGGGUGAUGGUUCGUUUCUUGAGGAUCAUCACUUUGAGAAAGGUUAUGUCUUGACUUGUGUGGCUUACCCGCAGUCUGACUGUGUCAUCCAUACCCACAAAGAAGAUGAACUCUUCUAAGCCCUGGUUCUCUCGGUUUGGUGGUAGUGAUGCAGAUUGUUGAUUUUGAGUUAUUAUUAUUAUCGGUUUCUAAAGGUAUGCUUUUGUAUGAAAAACGUCUCAUGUUAUGCCUUACAGUGUUCGUCAAUCUCUGUCACCGAGUUGCCACUGGUUAAUAAAAGGGUUUAAGUAACCAAUCUUUAUGGUUUCUA